This is a messenger RNA of Durio zibethinus, 1749 nucleotides long. NCBI's taxonomy places the organism in Eukaryota, Viridiplantae, Streptophyta, Magnoliopsida, Malvales, Malvaceae. The record is from RefSeq and is a predicted model, not a curated record.
GAGUAAAGAUAAAAAGAUAAAAACUCAACUUUAAUUACAUUUAAUUACUAAUUUUAAUAUGAAAGAGUGAACCUCAUCCAUAAAUAGCCUUCCACCACAACUCUUCGCUUAACCAAUUGACUUCAAAACUUAUUCGCCUUACGCCUUCAUCUUAAUUGUUUCUCCUUGUCAGCUCUCAGCAACCAGCAUCAAUGAAAAGCACAAAACCUCAUGUGGCCCUCCUGGCAAGCCCUGGCAUGGGACACUUGAUCCCUGUGCUUGAGCUUGCCAAACGCCUCGUUUCCCAUCAAAGCUUCAAAGUUACUGUCUUUGUUGUGGCAACCGAUCAUGCCUCAAUUGCAAACUCCCAACUUCUACAAUCUCCUUCAGCCUCGAAUGAUCUCCUUGAUAUGGUUUUACUCCCUUUCAUCGAUAUUUCCAACAUAGUUGAACCUGAUGCAUCGUUCGUAACAAAAAUAGUGAUACUGAUGCUUGAGUCCUUACCAUUUCUCCGAUCUGAAAUCUCUAAGAUGGAGUUUCGUCCCACUGCUCUAGUUGUUGACUUGUUCGGAACUGAUGCUUGGGAGAUUGCCGAUGAAUUCAACAUGUUAAAGUACGUAUUCAUAGCUUCUAAUGCAUGGUUUUUAGCAGUUAUUCUACAUGGUCCGGAGAUUGAUCGAAAGGAGGUUGAUGAUCAUGUUAAGAACCAGAAGCCACUUAACAUUCCGGGUUGCAAGCCGGUUAAGUUGGAGGAUACCCUCGAUGUUUUUUUAACGGAUCCCAACGGUCCAUUCUAUCAAGGCUUUGUUGGCUCAGGGAUGAAAAUGGCAUUGGCUGAUGGGAUUUUGAUGAAUUCUUGGGAGGGGCUAGAGCCCACAACUCUUAAAGCCUUGGGAGAUGCUAAGAAGGUACCCGUUUAUCCAAUUGGUCCACUGGUGAGGCCUGUUGAAAAGCCGGUUUUGGGAAACCAAGUAAUAAAUUGGCUCGAUAAGCAACCUAAAGAAUCAGUGAUUUAUGUGUCGUUUGGAAGCGGUGGAACCUUAUCAGCCCAACAAGUGUUAGAGUUGGCCUGGGGGCUGGAGCUCAGCCAACAAAGGUUCUUAUGGGUGGCUCGUCCUCCGCUUGAGAAUGAUGCAUCAGGGUACUUUUUCACUGUAGGUAACGGCUCUGAUGGCACCCCAGAUUACUUGCCUGACGGAUUUUUGGCUAGGACCCAAGAUAAAGGCCUGGUGGUCUCAAUGUGGGCACCCCAAGUUGAGGUGUUGAGUCAUCCAUCGGUUGGUGGAUUCUUAACCCAUUGUGGGUGGAAUUCAGUCAUGGAGAGUAUCAUCAAUGGGGUACCGAUGAUUGCAUGGCCGCUCUACUCUGAGCAGAAGAUGAAUGCUGCGUUGUUGACGGAAGAGUUUGGAGCAAGCAUCCGAGCCAAGGCGAUGGAAUUAGAUGGAUUGGUGGGAAGAGAAGAGAUAAAAUCAAUGGUGAGAAGAAUAUUGAUUGAUAGUGAAGGACAAAACAUACGAGCUAGGAUCAAGGGGCUUAAAAAUAGUGCAGCAAAAGCAUUGACCGAGGGUGGUUCCUCUUAUAAUUCACUGUCCCAAGUAGCAGAGAUCUGUAUUCAGCACCUGAAAACAAAGAGUUACGGGGCUUGAUCUUACUUUAUGUUAGGAUGUUGUUUUUGCUGUUUGCGUAACUAAACAAUAUUGAGAGUGUAUGAUGGUAUAAACUUGUUAAAAGCUUUUUUAAUUUAAAAAUGAUAAAUAAAAAAUAUAUAUG